This is a messenger RNA of Hippocampus comes (tiger tail seahorse), 4030 nucleotides long. RefSeq names its product collagen alpha-1(XI) chain-like. Gene Ontology annotation, molecular function: extracellular matrix structural constituent. Lineage: Eukaryota; Metazoa; Chordata; Actinopteri; Syngnathiformes; Syngnathidae. The coding region runs from base 17 to 3184 and encodes 1055 amino acids. The transcript is spliced from 41 exons. The record is from RefSeq and is a predicted model, not a curated record. Gene Ontology annotation, cellular component: extracellular matrix.
GGGUUUCCCCGGACCAAUGGGAUCCAUCGGCUACCCCGGACCUCGUGGCGUUAAGGGAGCAGAGGGAAUCCGAGGCCUGAAAGGUGGCAAAGGAGAAAAGGGAGAAGAUGGGUUCCCUGGCUUCAAAGGCGAUAUGGGGCUCAAGGGCGACAAGGGUGAGGGGGGUGUAACAGGACCCCGCGGAGAAGACGGACCCGAGGGCCCCAAGGGCACAUCGGGACCCAACGGAGAUUCCGGUCCCAUCGGUCCAGCUGGAGAGAAGGGAAAGCUUGGAGUGCCCGGUUUGCCCGGAUACCCUGGAAGACAAGGUUCCAAAGGCUCCAAUGGCUUCCCCGGUUUCGCCGGAUCCAAUGGCGAGAAAGGCGCAAGGGGAGUUGCUGGCAAAUCCGGACCUCGAGGCCAACGCGGCCCGACGGGUCCACGUGGUGGGCGUGGUGCCAGAGGGCCUACAGGAAAACCAGGAGCAAAGGGCACCUCCGGCAAUGAUGGACCUUCAGGACCACCCGGAGAGAGGGGUCCUCAAGGACCACAAGGACCUGUCGGCUUCCCCGGACCAAAGGGACCCAAUGGCCCCCCAGGAAAAGACGGGCUGCCAGGUCACCCAGGACAGAGAGGAGAGACGGGCUUCCAAGGAAAGACCGGACCACCAGGACCUGGAGGCGUGGUUGGACCUCAAGGUCCAACCGGAGAGACUGGACCAAGUGGAGAACGAGGACACCCUGGUUCCCCAGGCCCACCUGGAGAGCAAGGUUUGCCAGGUGCUGCUGGAAAGGAGGGCGGAAAGGGAGAUCCUGGUCCUCAGGGGCCCGGCGGUAAGCCAGGUCCUGCAGGUCUGCGGGGCUUCCAGGGAGCGAGAGGUCUUCCAGGCGCCAUGGGUCCAGCUGGCUUAAAGGGAGGAGAGGGGCCCCAGGGUCCCCCAGGCCCCAUCGGUUCCCCAGGUGAGAGAGGCGCGGCUGGCCCCGGAGGUCCCAUCGGCCUGACUGGACGCAAUGGACCCCAGGGACCACCAGGACCGGCUGGCGAAAAGGGAGCUCCUGGAGAGAAAGGUCCCAUGGGCCCCGCUGGCCGCGAUGGCAUUCAAGGUCCUGUCGGACUUCCCGGUUCAGCUGGACCUCAGGGCCCACCUGGAGAGGAUGGUGACAAGGGAGAGGUUGGUGGACCUGGACAGAAGGGAGGCAAAGGAGACAAGGGCGAACUUGGUCCACCAGGCCCCAGUGGUCUUCAGGGUGUGAUCGGAGCUCCCGGUCCAGCUGGCAGCGAUGGCGAAGCCGGUCCCCGCGGACAACAGGGAAUGUUUGGCCAGAAAGGAGACGAAGGAUCCAGAGGCUUCCCCGGUCUUCCGGGACCCAUUGGACUACAGGGUUUGCCCGGCCCUCCGGGUGAAAAGGGAGAGAACGGAGACGUCGGAGCCAUGGGUCCUCCUGGACCACCAGGCCCCCGUGGCCCCCAGGGACCAGGUGGAGCCAGCGGAGCUCAAGGCCCCCCCGGUGGUAUUGGAGGUCCAGGAGCUGUCGGUGAGAAGGGAGAAACUGGUGAAGCCGGCAACCCAGGAGCACCUGGAGAGCCAGGUUCAGCUGGCUUGCGAGGAGAGACUGGCGAGAAGGGAGAAUCUGGUCCGCCCGGAGCCGCUGGACCCGCCGGGGCCCGCGGACCCCCUGGAGAUGACGGCCCCAAGGGUAACUCUGGCCCUGUUGGCUUCCCAGGAGACCCCGGUCCUCCUGGUGAGCCUGGUGCUGCUGGACUUGAUGGUCUAGCGGGUGACAAGGGAGACGAUGGAGAGGCUGGUCAACCGGGUCCCCCAGGUCCUUCUGGUGAGUCCGGAGUACCAGGACCUCCUGGCAAACGGGGACCCAUUGGACCAGCGGGACAGGAAGGACGACAAGGCGAGAAGGGAUCCAAGGGCGAAGCCGGAGCUGAAGGACCUCCCGGAAAGACCGGUCCUGUGGGAGCCCAAGGACCUACUGGAAAGCCUGGUGCUGAGGGUCUUCGAGGAAUCCCCGGCCCUGUCGGUGAGCAAGGACUUCCUGGUGCCUCUGGAAAAGACGGACCUCCUGGACCUCUUGGACCACCUGGACUUCCUGGUAUGAAAGGCGACUCUGGAUAUAAGGGAGAGAAGGGUCACCCCGGUCUCAUCGGUCUCAUCGGACCCCCUGGAGACUCCGGAGAGAAGGGAGACAGAGGUCUGCCCGGACUGCAGGGUCCCGCUGGUGGCAAGGGUGAAUCUGGUAUUAUGGGUCCUCACGGACCUCUUGGUCCUCCUGGUCCUCCUGGUAUUCCUGGCGCUCAUGGGCAAAAAGGCUCCAAGGGAUCACUUGGUGCAGCAGGUCAGAAAGGAGACCCCGGACUGAUGGGACCACCUGGCCCCCCUGGCCCGGCCGGUGACAUCAUCCAGUCACUGCCAAUCCAGCGUGUGUCGAGGAAGAACAAGCGUCACGCCGAGGAACAGGCGGACGAGGCGGACGACGACUACAGCAUCGAUGGGCUGGCCAUGGAGGACGUGUUUGGCUCCCUCAACAACCUCAAGCAAGACAUCGAGCGUAUGAAGUUCCCUCUGGGCACCGCUGACAAUCCCGCCCGCACCUGCAAUGACCUGCGCCUCAGCCAGCCCGACUUCCCAGAUGGUGAAUACUGGAUCGAUCCCAACCAGGGCUGCGUAGGAGACGCCAUCAAAGUGUUCUGUAACUUCACGGCGGGCGGCGAGACGUGUAUCAAUCCCGACAAGAAGUCCUCGGGGGUCAGAAUAUCCAACUGGCCCAAGGAGACGCCCGGUUCCUGGUUCAGUGAAUUCAAACGUGGAAAAAUCCUGAACUACGUGGACGUGGCCGAGAACAGCAUCAACGCCGUGCAGAUGACCUUCCUGAAGCUGCUGAGCUCAUCGGCGCGCCAGAACUUUUCCUACGUGUGCCACCAGUCGGCGGCGUGGUACGACGCCAAGGCCGACAGCUACGACAAGGCUCUGCGCUUCCUGGGCUCCAACGACGAGGAGAUGUCGUACGACAACAGUGCCUUUAUCAAACCGCUCGUCGACGGCUGCGCUUCCAAGCAGGGCUACUCCAAGACAGUUUUGGAGAUCAACACCCCUCGCAUCGACCAGCUGCCCAUCCUGGACGUCAUGCUCAACGACUUCGGCGACUCCAACCAGAGGUUCGGCUUCGAAGUCGGCUCCGUCUGCUUCCUUGGCUAGACACCCCAAAUCUCGCCCCCGCCCCCCCCCCUCUGAGAAACCCCUCUCCUGACCCCCGCCUCCCACCUUAUGCCCCCUGCCCUCCAACCACGCCCCCUGCCCUCCCUCCCCCCAACCGAUGGACAGGGUCGGCGGGCGCAAAGCAAAGAAGAUGAAAGAUAGUGGGGACUGUGGUCACGUCCCUCCCCCCACCCUGUGGGGUCGCAACCAUGUGACUGAGAUGCGAGUCAGGAGCGGGAAGAGGGGGAAAAAAAAAAAGAAAAAAAGGAAAAAGGACUUUUGAUGGCGUGGCAGGCGGACGCGCUCGACCACAGACGUGCGUUGUCGCAAAACACUCAAGGUGCUACACAAAUUGCUUUUUGAUGAAACUGUAAUUAUUAUAAUAAUUAUUAUUAUUUUGUACAAUAUUGUGCCUUUCUGAAUCCAACAUCCUUAAGAGACUUUGCAUGUGUCCCAGCCCGUAAAUUGUUUUGUUCAAUGUUAAGAAACUGUACAACCAGGACAUAAAGCACAUUUGACGAAAUUUGUAAGUAUCAAAAUAUUUGUAAAUAAAAUUGCCUAUUAUGACAACAAGCAAAAAGUGCAACUCUAAAGACAUUUUAGUAUUUUUUUCAUGACUUAGAGCAAAGUCGAGCCAUAAUAAAUAGUAAUAUAAAUAUUGUCCAAAAGUCUUGUCCUUAUCCAUAGCCUAAAUGUGGGCCAUAUUUGUCUGUUCUAGAAUACAUGAAGUUGGGGGGUUUUCCCCCCCAAGAACAAAUUUUCUUUCGUGUUAAUUUACCACCAAACAGCCUUGUUGACUUAUUGUGUGCCUUUAAAAAAAUAUUAAAACUGGAUUCUGAAACUGGA